UCAAUCUCUUUAAUAAUACAUUUCAUACGGCAACCGUGUUUACAGAACUGGUAUCAUUUAAAAUCCUUUGUCUUAACAUUGCAUUUUCAUUUGGGUAAUAAUAUUCUACGUAUUCAGUAAAUUGCAUGUACAUAUAAAGCAUUAUGGCAUGCAAAUUUGGCUCAGAACAUGACUUGAUCAAAGCAGCUGUGAACAUUUUCAUGAAGGAAUUUAAAGGACAGGUACCAGAAGUUGCAGCAUGUGCUCCUGGAAGAGUAAAUUUAAUAGGAGACCACACAGAUUACAAUGACGGAUUUGUUUUUCCAAUGGCCCUCCCAUUACUCACAGUGAUUGUUGGGAAGAAGAAUGAUGCAGACAAAUGUGUGGUUGUGACUGAAGCAAAAGAUGCUGACAAACCUGUUAAAGUUGAGUUUUCAGUACCAACCACGGGAUCACUUGCACCAGGUACUCCAAAAUGGGCCAACUAUGUUAAAGGAAUUGUGCAGUAUUUCAAAGGUACAGUUGUUGGAUUCAACGCAGUUAUUGUGACUAGCGUCCCAAUCGGUGGAGGUUUAUCAAGCAGUGCAUCACUUGAAGUAUCUCUCUACACUUUCCUGGAAGCUCUGACAGGAGAAACUGACACACUGAGAAAAGACAAGGCUCUCCUCUGUCAGAAAGCAGAACAUGAAUUUGCUAAAAUGCCUUGUGGUAUCAUGGACCAGUUCAUUUCUGUGAUGGGACAAGCUGGCACUGCCUUGCUUAUUGAUUGCAGGUCAAUGCAAGAAACAGCAAUACCAAUUACUGAUCCAGAAAUUGCUGUCAUUAUUACCAACUCAAAUGUAAAGCGCAGUUUGGCAAGCAGUGCGUAUGCUGAACGAAGGGCACAGUGCCAGGCAGCUGCCAAAGCUUUGGGGAAAUCUAGUCUGCGUGAUGCCAAUGAAAAUGAAAUUGACGGUCUCAGAGAAAAAGAUCCAUUACUCUACAAGCGUGCAAAGCACGUAGUUACUGAGAAUAAGCGAACAGAACAAGCAGCAGAAGCGCUCAAAGCUGGUGACCUACAAAAGUUUGGUGAACUCAUGGUUGCCAGCCAUGAAUCAUUGAAGACAGACUAUGAAGUAUCUUGUAAGGAGUUGGAUGAACUGGUGGCUGCUGCCUUGGAAGUUGAUGGUGUGCUGGGUUCCCGCAUGACUGGUGGUGGCUUUGGAGGUUGCACGGUCACUCUGGCUCCAAAGAAAACAGCAGAGAAUGUAAUUGCAAACAUGAAGAAGAAGUACGAGGGGGAGCCAGUGUUCUAUAUAAUGGAACCAGCUGAAGGGACCCGAGUUUUGACAAUUCCCAAGUAGAAGUGUUUUUCCAGUCCUUAUCAGUGCCUUAAAAGCAUACCUGUUAAUAUCUGUCAUACCAUAUAAGCAAUAUGCCAGUUCUACAUUCAGUUAUUAAAUUUGAGGCAGGUACUAAUCUGCAGCAUUAUUGUGGCAUUCAUAUUACUCCAUUAACACCAUAUGUUACAUUUUCUACUUCAGUCUGUAUUCCCAAAGCUAUAUAACAGUGAGCUGCCUAAAAUUUGUUCUCUCAUCUCUGAAAUAGGAUGAACUGAAAAAGUAACCAGAAGAAUUGUACCAAUUUACAAUUCGUAAGUGAAUUUACGACACCAAAGAUUACUAUUAGUAUUCGGCCAGGAAGUAUAAUAAUCAUCUUAACAGAAGUAUCCUUAAAUACUUCUAUGUAAGGUAGCUUUUGGAAUAAAUCUGGUAUGUCACACACAGCAUUAUAAAGCUUCAA
Messenger RNA from Zootermopsis nevadensis, 1761 nucleotides. RefSeq names its product galactokinase. Gene Ontology annotation, biological process: galactose metabolic process; carbohydrate phosphorylation. Gene Ontology annotation, cellular component: cytoplasm; cytosol. The record is from RefSeq and is a predicted model, not a curated record. Gene Ontology annotation, molecular function: ATP binding; galactokinase activity. Lineage: Eukaryota; Metazoa; Arthropoda; Insecta; Blattodea; Termopsidae.